UUUUUAUGUUAUUGGUUAAUUUUUUCUAAUCGUCUAAAUAAUUUUGAUAGCAAUAUAAUACUUCAAAUUUUCAAUAAACUUUAAAUAUUUCGUGUAACUUUUCUCCAUAAAUAUCCCAAUUUAAGAAAAAAAUAAUGUCUUUAUCAACUUUAAAAACUCCAGUUCUUAGUAAAAUCACUAAACGCGGAUAUGCAACAAAAACACUAGCUCAAUCUAUAAAAGGUACAGUUAUUCAAACUAAGAAAUUACCUAACAGUACGUUAGUUGUAGCUGCUCCUGAUUUUCCUACCAAAAUUGGUCGGAUAUCUGUAACUUUUUUGGCUGGUUCUCGUUACGAAGAUCCUGAAAGUACAGGUAUUUCUAAUUUAAUUCGUAGUUCUGCUGGACUUUCUACCUCAGCAUCAACUACAUUUUCAAUUCUAAGAAAUUUGGGUCACUUGGGAGCUAAUUAUUCAGUUAGCUCUGAUAGAGAAACAAUUACUUAUACCAUUGAAGCCCAUAAAGAAAAUCUUACUGCGGGUCUUAAGUACUUUAUUGAAUCCGUAUCCCAGCAAACAUUUAAACCAUGGGAAUUAUCUGACAAUCAAGAACGUGUUGAGUAUGAAUUGUUGCUAAUACCACCAGAAUUACGAGCUUUAGAUUUAGCGCAUAAAGCUGCUUACAGAAACACUCUUGGCAAUACUAUAUACUUACCCAAGUAUAAUUUGAAAAAGUUAGGGUCUGAACACCUACUAUUUUAUGUAAAAAAAAAUUUUACUUCUGAUAAAGCCAUCAUUUCAAGUGUUGGAGUAGAUGCAGAAACCUUACAACUUGUGUCAGAAGACUUGAAUUUACCUAAAAGUGAACAAGAUUGCUCAGUGAAAGCUAAAUACUAUGGUGGCGAUGUGAGAAAAGCAAAAGAUCUAGGUACUUCAUACUUAGCAGUUGUAGGGGAAGGUGUAAGUUAUGGAAACUCUCAAAGUGCUGCAUUUGCUGUACUUGAAUACUUGUUGGGCAAAGGAUCAUCAGUAAAAUGGGGUGUAGGUCAAGGAAAUUUGGAACAAAAUAUUUUACAAUCUAAUGUAUCUGGUAAUUUUGCUGUGUCUGCUAUAAAUUAUAAUUAUUCAGAUUCUGGUUUAUUUGGAUUUUUAUUGGCAUACAAUGGUAAAGAUUCUGGUAAAGCUCUCAAUGCUGCUGUUCAAAGUUUAAAGUCACCAAAAAUAACUGAUGCUGAAGUCUCUAGAGCUAAGAAACAAUUAUUGUUUUCAUUGUUGUCAACUUCAGAGUCUAGCUCUGAAUUAUUAAAAAAUAUUACUAAUCAAGCAGUUGUAACUGGUAAAGUGCAUCCUAUCGAGAAACUUGUAGCUGCAGUUGAAUCAGUUAGUAUUGAAGAUGUCAAGAAGGCAGCUAGUCAAGUUGCCAAUAGCAAAUUAUCAUUGGGUGGCUAUGGUAAUAUAGUUAGCACACCAUACUUAGAUAGUUUGUAAUUUAGAAUUAUUAUAAAACCUAUAAUUGUGUUAAUUUUUAGAAGUUAAAAUUUCAAUACACUUUGUUUUGUUUGCUUAAUUAAAUUAAUUCUAGCCCAUAAUUAAUGUCUAAUAUUAUGUCAAAGAAAUAGUUUAUUCGUUGUAAGAAAUAAAAAAGAAAAAUUUAUAAUA
Molecule: messenger RNA, 1637 nt
Organism: Daktulosphaira vitifoliae (grape phylloxera)
Lineage: Eukaryota; Metazoa; Arthropoda; Insecta; Hemiptera; Phylloxeridae
Product: cytochrome b-c1 complex subunit 2, mitochondrial-like
Exons: 1
Coding region: 135-1466 (443 amino acids)
Cellular component (GO): mitochondrion
Molecular function (GO): metal ion binding
Source: RefSeq, a predicted model, not a curated record